AUGCAGGCGCGCGACUCGUGCUUGUGGAUGGGCGCUGGCGUUCCGGGAAGAGGGGGACUCGUUUAUCCCGGUCCUUUCAGCUUGAGGCUGCUCGAGGGCAAGGAACAAACCACGACCAUGCUCAGCUUCCUGCUGUGUGUUCUCGCGACUCCAGUGCUGCUGGCUUGCGCACGCGGUUUUUACAAUGUCUUUUUGCAUCCCCUGCGCCGGUAUCCAGGCCCGCUGCUGUACCGAGCGAGCUUCCUGCCGCUGAUGCUCAAGCAUUGCCAGGGCGACUCGACCCGGUACAUUCAGAGCCUGCACAGACGAUACGGGCCGGUCGUCCGCGUCGAACCCAACCUGCUGAGCUUUGCCGAUGGUCAGUCGUGGCAAGACAUCUACGGGUAUCGCAAGACAGGGCCCGAGGCCCAGACGAAGCCGCGUGGUAACUUGCCCAAGCCGACGUUCGGCGUUCGUAAGAAUUUGAACGGCAUUUCGGACAUAAUCAACGCCAACGAAGAUGACCAUAAGCGCAUGCGGAGGGUCAUGAACCACAUGUUUGCCCCGGGGGCUCUGACGAAGGAGGAACCGCUUGUCCAGCGCUAUGUGGACAAGAUGGUUGACCGCCUUCGUGACAAGGCAAUUCGAGACGAAGAAGUCGACAUGGUCAUGUGGUUCAACUAUACUACCUUUGAUCUGUUGGGCGCGUUAGCCUUCGACCAAGACUUUGGCUGUCUGGAAAGCGGAGAGCUUCAUCCAUGGGUGAUGAACGUUUUCAAGUCGCUCAAAAAUGGAUACUUGCAGAGGAUGCUCAACCGCUUUCCAUACCCGCUCAACAAGUUGGCUUUCAACUAUUACAGCAAUGCCACUCUCAUCCAAGCCCGCAAGGACGAAUUUGGGUUCGCCUUGGCUAGUGCGAAGCGGAGGAUGGCCCGGGGUGUCGAUGAGGGCAAGCAUGAUUUCAUGAGCUAUAUGCUAAAGAAUAACGACUCAAAAGGCAUGUCCGAGGGUGAAAUCAUCAGCAAUUCCGCCAUCCUCAUUAUCGCCGGCAGUGAAACUAGUGCGACGUAUCUCGCUGGUGUAACCUAUCACCUUUGCGUGUACCCGGAAAUCAUGAAAAAACUGACAACCCUGAUACGGUCGAGCUUCGCCACCGAAGCCGAGAUUACAUCGUCCUCGCUCGCCCAGCUGGAAUACCUGACGGCGGUUCUCAAGGAGGCCGGACGUACAUACCCCGCCUUGCCCUCCGGACAGCCGCGCCUUGUCACCGAGACCGGGGCCUUCAUUUCCGGGGAGAUGGUACCCAGUGGCACUCUUGUUUUCUCGCAUCCCAUGGGUUCAAGCAUGGCACCUUUCAACUUUACAAACCCGGAGCAGUUUGUACCUGAGCGCUGGCUCAAGGAGCCGCCCUUCCCCUACAACAACGACAAGCUGGAUGCUUCCAUGCCGUUCGGGCUAGGUCCACGGUCUUGUAUCGGGCAGAGUCUUGCUUGGAUUGAGAUGCGCCUCAUCCUUGGGCGUCUGCUCUGGAACUUUGACCUCGCUCUCGAUCCAGAGUGUAGCCGCUGGAUUGAAGGCCACAAGGUUUUUCAAGUCUGGGAGAAGACACCGCUGAAAGGCCAGCUUGUCGAAUACACUCUGACAGAGGUCCCCCCGGGGCUGCGUCCAGGCCCAGUUGUCAGAGUUGCGCCCAACGAACUCAGUUUCAUUCAUGUAGAGGCUUGGGAUGAUAUCUACGGAUUCCAUCAGGACAUUCUUCAAGUCCACGUCGACAAGCUGAUCAAGGCACUGCGGGCCAAGGCAAAGAAAAAAGAAUCAGUCAAUUUGGGCGAAUGGUAUACGUAUACAACCUUUGACAUGAUUGGCGACAUCUGCUUCGCCGAACCGUUUGGCUGUUUGGACGGCGGAGAGUCCAACGAGUGGGCGCGUGCCAUCAUCAACAUCUUCAAGGCCGCCACGUGGGACCAGGCCAUCAGGCGGGUGUCCGGGACGGGCACACUGCUACACAAAGCCCUGGUGAAGCUCAUCAUACCAGCCGAGGCGACGCAGUGGCGCAUCGUGCACUUUUCCAACUCCAAGGCGAAGACGCUGGCGCGGCUCGCCGACCCAAACCGCCAGCAUCCAGACCUCAUCAAGCACAUCCUCGACAGCGAGGACUCGCGCAAGGCCCUGAGCCCGACCGAAAUCAUCCUCAACAUGGUGCUGUUCAUCAGCGCCGGCAGCGAAACCACAGCCAACACCAUGACGGGCUGGACCUACUUUAUGCUGCGGCACUCAGAGGCGCGGGCGCGCGCCACGGCCGAGGUGCGAGCCGCGUUCGCCUCACCGCGCGACAUCAAGUGGGAGACGGUGCGGGCGCUGCCGUACCUCAACGCGACGCUCGAGGAGGCCCUCCGGCUCUUCUCGCCGGCGCCGUCGAACCAGCCGCGCGUGGUGCCAACGGGCGGCGCCGUCGUGGCGGGGUGCGCGCUGCCCGCCGGCACGACCGUGUCGGUGGCCCCCUGGGCGGCCGUGUUCUCGCCCCGGCACUUUGCCGACCCGGAGCAGUUUGUACCGGAGCGAUGGCUGGAGAAUGCGGAUCCGCGGUACGCCGACGACCGGCACGCGGCCUCGCAGCCCUUCAGCACGGGGCCGCGCGGCUGCAUGGGCAAGAACCUCGCCUACUUUGAGCUGCGCCUCGUCCUGGCCCACCUGCUCUGGCACUUUGACCUCGAGGCUACAGACAGCGCCGCCGGGCGUGCCUGCAUGCGGCGCUGGGAGGAGACGGAUAUGGACACGUACCAGACGUGGAUGAAGCCCGAUCUCUGGGUCGACCUGAAGGAAGCACGGCGACAGCAGUGCGACGCAUAA
Molecule: messenger RNA, 2829 nt
Organism: Pyricularia pennisetigena
Lineage: Eukaryota; Fungi; Ascomycota; Sordariomycetes; Magnaporthales; Pyriculariaceae
Exons: 12
Coding region: 1-2829 (942 amino acids)
Molecular function (GO): heme binding; iron ion binding; oxidoreductase activity, acting on paired donors, with incorporation or reduction of molecular oxygen
Source: RefSeq, a predicted model, not a curated record